Messenger RNA from Linnemannia hyalina, 1677 nucleotides. Lineage: Eukaryota; Fungi; Mortierellomycota; Mortierellomycetes; Mortierellales; Mortierellaceae. The record is from the annotation of a GenBank genome assembly.
AUGAACUUUUACAAGCAGGCCGCAGAUAUCCUCGACCGUCUCGGGAAGAAGGAGGGCUCUAUCAAGGGACUCACCCUCGGUAACGCCGAGGUUACAGACAAGAAGCGCAUGUACGCCGUUAUCUGCGAGACCCUCAAGCAUAACACAACGUUGUCAUUGGUCCUUCAGGAGUCCAAGUUGCUGGCGCUGGAAAAGAAAUUGACGCGAUCGCUGGCGUUGCUACUUCUUCACGACCUUUUGAUGCAGAAUCGAGGAAUUCAAGCAUCGGACGCAUGGCCCAUGAAACAAGCAGUGAUGCGGCAUAAGGCUCGUCUGAAGGCAGAGUUUGUCAAGGCUAAGAUUAAAGUCGGCGCCAAGAAGGAUGGUCUCAUCGAGGGCGAGGACGAACUUUUACUGCCAAGAUAUGUGCGCGUCAACUUGCUUAUGAAGACACCCCAACAGGUUAUUGACGCAUUCAUCGCUGAUGGAUGGACAUUCCUGCCAGAACCCCCCUCGCCACCAGCACCACCACCAGCUAACACUUUCCACCGCGACGAACAUCUGGACUUCAUGCUUGUCUUCCCACCCAAAUCCGACCUCCAUCUUCACCCACUCUACGUCUCGGGAGUUUUGAUCUUGCAGGAUAAGGCGUCCUGUUUCCCAGCAGCUAUUCUCGCGCCUCCCAAGAAUGCCUAUGUCAUUGACGGGUGUGCGGCACCCGGAAACAAGACCAGUCAGUUGGCGAUGGGGAUGGGUAAUGGCGGAAAGAUUAUUGCCUGUGAUCUGGAUCUCCGGCGACUCAACAUUCUCAAGCGGUUAACGACAAAGGCAGGAUGCACAAAUAUCACGGCUCUGAACACGUCGUUCUUGACAUUGGAUACGACAACACCCGACAACUCAAAGGUGUCUCAUAUUCUGCUGGAUCCUUCAUGUUCAGGAUCAGGAAUCAUCAAUCGGCUGGACCACUUGGUGGAUGCGUACGCAGAAGAGCAAGAACAAGCGACUAUCCUGGAAACGACGACAACAGGCGGAGCAGCAGAGAGAGCGGCGGCAGAGGAAAAGAAGAAGGAGCGUCUUUUGUCACUAGGCGAGUUCCAGGUCGAAUGUGUCUCCAAGGCAAUGACGUUCCCCAACGUGCGUAAGAUCAGUUACUCUACCUGUUCCAUCUACGCGGAGGAGAACGAACAUGUCGUAACGACACUGUUGAAGAAGCAUUGGCCGACAUGGAAGCUGACCCCUCGCGCUAAAGUCUUGCCGACAUGGCACCGUCGUGGAAACCCCUCUGAGGUAUGUGAUAUCCCAGGGUUGGUCUCAACGGACGAGGAUAGAGCCAAGAUUGCGGAUUGUGUUGUCCGAGCUGUACCAGGUGGACCAGAGGGAGACCUGAUGAAUGGAUUCUUUGUGGCUUGUUUUGAGCGGGUGGGCAAGAGCAGUCUUCCUGGGCUGUCACCUGUUUGGAAGGGCCCAAGCAUUGGAGGUGUCAAGAGAGCACAUGAGGAGGCGGACGAGAUGGAUGAUACAACAACAGAGGCAGCUACUGAAGGCUCAUCCCCCGCCAAAAAGAAGAAGAAGAACAAGAAGAAGAAAAAGAAGAAAAGCACAGCCGUCGAGGCAGGUGACUCUGCUUCUGCUGCUGGUGGUGUGGGUGGUGAAGGGGACGAGGUGGAGGACGAUGAAGCGUCUGGCGACGACGAAUAA